Molecule: messenger RNA, 624 nt
Organism: Trichoplax adhaerens
Lineage: Eukaryota; Metazoa; Placozoa; Uniplacotomia; Trichoplacea; Trichoplacidae
Exons: 2
Coding region: 1-624 (207 amino acids)
Biological process (GO): signal transduction
Molecular function (GO): protein binding
Source: RefSeq, a predicted model, not a curated record
AUGGAGUUGCAAAGUAUCUGGAAUGCAACCUAUGAUUAUCAACCCAAUUUCCUUCAUGAAAUGCCUUACCAUAUUAAGCAACCAUUAUGCACAAUAUUGGAUAAUACUGAUGAUGUCAAGCACAAUUGGCAAGUACUCGUCCAAGCUGUAAAAAAGUAUCAAAUAAGUAAUGCCCAACUCAACGAAUUACAUCGAUCUCCAGAUCCUGCUUAUGGAAUACUACGUUAUUAUGGUUCUCAAUUGAUGACGGUUGAUGAAUUGUUUUCCUACUUAUCAAGUAUUGAAAAUCAAGAUGCCUGUAAAGAAUUACUAAACUACUAUCCUAUUAUUUUUGCCGUCCAGCCAAAAUCAAAGCCUAUAAGAAUACAUCGAGGGCGUAAUUUAACUCUAGAAUGCAUUGCUCAAAGCAACGAAGGCGUAAUUCGAUAUCAGUGGUAUAAAGAUGGCAUUGCAUCGCAAUAUAAUAUCAGUAAAUUAGAAAUACGUAAUGGUGAUCAUACUUACAACGGAGAGUAUUUAUGUAUCGUGUCAAAUGGAAAAAUCAUGAGACGCUCCCGGAGUACCUACGUCGAAUUUAUUUCCGAUAGUGGAAGAAAUCCAGUUCUCUUUGAUGAUUAUGGUUAG